This is a messenger RNA of Helicoverpa zea (corn earworm), 1329 nucleotides long. Its product is annotated as chromobox protein homolog 5-like. Gene Ontology annotation, biological process: chromatin organization; negative regulation of transcription by RNA polymerase II. Gene Ontology annotation, cellular component: pericentric heterochromatin. The record is from RefSeq and is a predicted model, not a curated record. Bases 118 to 987 code for a protein of 289 amino acids. The transcript is spliced from 6 exons. Lineage: Eukaryota; Metazoa; Arthropoda; Insecta; Lepidoptera; Noctuidae. Gene Ontology annotation, molecular function: chromatin binding.
GCAAUAUCAAGCUCUUAUAAUAGUUGGCAUCCGUAAGUACUCCUACCUAGGAUUUCCCCCCUUUUGUGGUAAUCGGCAUUAAAAGCGUACAGUAUUGUUUACAUCGCAAAAUUCGUAAUGCGUAAAAUAUCUAAAAGCCGUGCAGACGAUGAUGUGAUAUCGUCGACGAAUGGGUCUGUUGAUAAUAAUGAUGCCAAUGAUGCCAUUGAUGAUCAUGCCGACGCGGUACGCCAAGCUGACCCAGAUCACCCCGACGAAAAAGAGCCUGCAUCUGAAUCAACUGAAAAUGUCGAAUUAAAUGAGGAUGUAUCAACAAGUACCACCAAAGAGACUCCCAAAAAAGGAAAAGCUAAAAAGACCAAAAAAAGGAAAUCGGAGAAAAAUACCGCGGACCAAGAAUAUGAGGUUGAGAAAAUUGUUGAUUCCAAAAAGAUUAAAGGGAAACUGCAUUAUCUAAUACGUUGGAAGGGUUAUUCUGCUGACAGUGACACCUGGGAACCUGAGAACACUCUUUCUUGUGCUGAAUUGAUAAACAAGUAUAAUGAUGAGAAAGAGAAUUCAAAGAAUAAAGUAAGUAAAGCAGAGAAAAAGAACAAUAAAAGGAAAGCUAAAAAGGAAACCAAAGUACCAGCAAAAAGAGCUAAAAACUCCUGGGAUGGUAGCAAUGCUGAUGAAAAUGCUGAGUAUGAAGUGGAACGUAUCUUAGAGGUUCGCCACAAGAAGAAUGGGAAAAGAGAUUUCUUCAUUCACUGGAAGGGAUGGUCAAGUAAAUUUGAUUCAUGGGAGCCAGAAAAUAACUUAAAUUGUCCUGAGUUGAUUAAGAAGUUUAUGGAUAAGGUGAGCAGGGCUCGAUCUGUGGACUCUCGAAACCUAAGAGUGGCUCCUGAAACGACAAACCGAUUCACAUUGCAGGACCCUUCAUCUGGACGUCGACUGAGCAAAAGGCGUGGUCAGCGUCAGAGAGUGCGUUACGACAAUGCUGAGUAAUGAUGUGCGCAAUAUCUGAAUUAUAGGAUGGUAUGUUUGUGUACCAAAUUAAUCUAUACUAUAUACUAUAAUAUUAUAAAACUGAAGAGUUUGGUUGUUUGUUUGCUUGAACGCUCUUAUCUCAGGAACUACGGAUCCGAUUCAAUGUUACAUAGCACAUUUAUCUAAGCCUUUAUAAAUAAGAAUUUAUAUAAAGGCUAGGCUACCUUUUUAUCCGGGUUCGUGUAGAAAUUACCACGGGAUGCGAGUGAAACCGCGGGCAGAAGCUAGUCACAAAUAAAGAAUGUAAAGUCUUGCACUGUUAAAUUUUUUAUGAAUAUAUGAAUGGCAGAAAUUGUUUAA